Molecule: messenger RNA, 529 nt
Organism: Drosophila sechellia
Lineage: Eukaryota; Metazoa; Arthropoda; Insecta; Diptera; Drosophilidae
Exons: 2
Coding region: 80-358 (92 amino acids)
Source: RefSeq, a predicted model, not a curated record
CUUCAAAAUAAAGAGCUCACUUUCGUAAUUUUCCGAAUUGAGUUAUCGACUUUGGAGAAGGACUGACACCUUGAGCACCAUGUGUUUCAAUGUACUGGGCGUGAGCAAUCUUCUACCCGAUUGCAGCAUUGCAAACCAGGUCCAUCUGUACUCUUUGCUGCAGCAACUCCAGAACCAGGAUCGUCGUCCGGAGGAAGUGAGUGACGAGUUGCGGGAUCGCUACAACGUAUUCCGCCAGGUUUUGCCCAACUACCCGGCACCGGAACAGCCAGACGACGAUCUGCUAAUAUUCGUUGAUGAGUUGUUUCAGGAGCAGCCAGCAAUAUGGACCUUCACAGACACAAUCCUGUCUGAAUAGUGAUUCCGAGCAGAUGGGCAUCGGCAUGGACCGCCAUCAUUACACCACCACAUUCAUUUAAAAAGUGAAAUUAUGUCUUUGGUUAAGUGUCUGCCAAGUGGUCGGAGUGGCGUUAAAUGUAAUGAAAGUAAAACGUGGCCAUUAAAUGUUCACGACAAUAAAAAAGGAAAA